AUGUCACAACCACAAUACAACCUCACAGUCCUCAUAUCCGGCAAUGGCUCAAACCUACAAGCCCUCAUCGACGCCUGCGCUUCUUCCGCGCUCUCUAACACGCGCAUCACGCAUGUAAUGUCCAACCGCAAAGCAGCCUACGGCCUCGAGCGCGCUGCGAAAGCCUCAAUACCCACAACAUACCAUAACCUCCUCUCCUACAAGAAGAAGCAUCCCCAAACCGAAGAAGGCACCGCAGCCGCCCGCACAGAGUACGAUGCCGAUCUCGCGAAGCUGAUACUAGCGCUCGAUCCACAACCUGAUGUUAUCGUCUGCGCGGGCUGGAUGCACAUUCUCACGCCCGAGUUUCUGAAUCCGGUCGCGAAUGCGGGAAUCAAGGUCAUAAAUCUGCAUCCUGCGUUACCUGGCGAAUUUUCGGGGGCCGGUGCGAUAGAGAGGGCGUGGGAAGCCGGGAGGAAAGAGGGUUUGAAGAGGACGGGCGUUAUGAUUCAUGAGGUUAUUGCGGAGGUGGAUGCCGGAGAUGCGAUUGUCACGCAGGAGGUGGAAUUGAAGGAAGGGGAGACACUGGACGAAUUGGAGGAGAGGAUACAUAAGGUGGAGCACGGGCUCAUCGUUGAGGGUACGAGGAGGACGUUGGAAAAGAUCAAGAAAUGA
Trematosphaeria pertusa is the source of this 654-nucleotide messenger RNA. RefSeq names its product phosphoribosylglycinamide formyltransferase. Gene Ontology annotation, molecular function: phosphoribosylglycinamide formyltransferase activity. Gene Ontology annotation, biological process: 'de novo' IMP biosynthetic process. The transcript is spliced from 2 exons. Gene Ontology annotation, cellular component: cytoplasm. The record is from RefSeq and is a predicted model, not a curated record. The coding region runs from base 1 to 654 and encodes 217 amino acids. NCBI's taxonomy places the organism in Eukaryota, Fungi, Ascomycota, Dothideomycetes, Pleosporales, Trematosphaeriaceae.